UGCAUCCGACACUGAUGAAAGCAAGAAGCAGCCAGGCGUCCAGCAUGUCGACCUCCUUGAGGGUGAGCCCUUCCGUCCAUGGCUACCGCUUCGACACAGCCCUGCGCAAGAAAGCAGUGGCCAACAUCUUUGAGAGCAUGGACCAAGAGUCGCUCCAGAAGCUUUUUAAAAACUCUGGCGACAAGAAAGCAGAGGAAAGGGCCAGGAUCAUCCUCGCCACGGACCAGGAUUUGGAGGAGAAAGCCAGGGCGCUGACGGCUUUGAAGCAGAGGACAAGAGACAAGCUCUUCCAGUUCUUGAAGUUUGGGAAACACUCCAUUCAAGUCCACUGAUGCCUUAACGAA
Messenger RNA from Euleptes europaea (tarantolino), 344 nucleotides. RefSeq names its product transcriptional and immune response regulator (gene TCIM). Gene Ontology annotation, molecular function: Notch binding. Gene Ontology annotation, biological process: negative regulation of Notch signaling pathway; endothelial cell activation involved in immune response. The transcript has a single exon. Bases 15 to 332 code for a protein of 105 amino acids. NCBI's taxonomy places the organism in Eukaryota, Metazoa, Chordata, Lepidosauria, Squamata, Sphaerodactylidae. The record is from RefSeq and is a predicted model, not a curated record. Gene Ontology annotation, cellular component: cytosol; nucleus.